Molecule: messenger RNA, 1233 nt
Organism: Gregarina niphandrodes
Lineage: Eukaryota; Apicomplexa; Conoidasida; Eugregarinorida; Gregarinidae
Product: regulated-SNARE-like domain protein
Exons: 1
Coding region: 1-1233 (410 amino acids)
Source: RefSeq, a predicted model, not a curated record
AUGUUGUUUACAGCGAUCGCAAGAGAUGUGGUGAUCCUCGUGGAAUGGUCCGACACGAAGGGGAACUUCUCGGCGGUGAUAAGGUCUAUCUUGCCGUCUCUGGUGGCAUCUAGUAAAACUGGCCCGGUAGUAGGGGCCCGCCAGGAAGGCAAGUCGAGUGUGGCCGUUCUGGGGAGUGCGGGAAUGUCUACGACUAGUAUCUCUACGACUAGUAUGGCUACGACUAGUAUGUCUACGGCUGGUGCGACGGGUACAACGCGAAAAGACGCGUCUUUGGUAUCUUACUUGUACGACAGUCAGUAUGUCUUUCACAUAUACGAAGAAUUCGAUUUGCCGAGUAUUCGUUAUAUCUGUUUAGGGGAUAAGUCGCGUGGCGUACGGCUGCCCUAUCGCUACCUGAUGGGCCUGGCGGCAGAGUUCAAGACGCGUUACGGGUCCCGGACUCCUUACGAAGCCUUGCCUCUGUCGCUGACCCGGCAAUUCGCGCCCACCAUUGCGCGAUUGAAUAAGCAUUACUCUCAAGUUUACGCCGCCAACGACUACUACAAAUACAACACUAGUGCAAUGUCCACCAUUGCCCGGGCAUCUUCGCCCAACAAGGCGGCAUCCCCCCAGAGAACAAUGGCCGACCAUAAUGCAGGAAAUAAAAACGGCAAAAACGUGAUCAUUCUUGAAGACCAAUCGCGCCGGCCUAAUCUCGCUGGACCCCGUCCCGACUCCCUGGACCAACCCCUACUCGAACAACCUUUACUCGAAGAAAGCUUAUUUGAAGAACCCUCGCCGAAUCAGUCACGAUUCAAAGAUCCGCUGCGUGAAAGCACCAGUCCAGCCAACACCGCCGACGGCACCACCGUUGGGAGCGCUGAACAGGUACUCGAACGAAAGAUCGACGAGAUCAAUAAUGUCCUAAUUCAGUCUUUAGACAAGAUCAUCAACCGCAAGGAACGAAUCGAUCUUCUCGUCGAAAAGACUUCUAAUAUCCAACGUGCUUCAACCAAUUUCGCUCGCUAUUCAACCAAGAGUAACCAACACGACCCGUCACCAAAACACAGAGCAUGCUGCGUCAUCAACAUGACAAUCUCCUUGACCUACAUAACCAACAUGUCCUUAGGAUCCAAUUUGGGACCCGUCCGACGGAUCCAGGACUGGCUGGCCAGACGUAGACUGCUCUUCGGGUCCAUGGUAUUGAUCGGGGGCAUUAGCUUGCUAGUAUUCACAAUAGAAACGAAAUAA